Messenger RNA from Haliotis rufescens (red abalone), 1310 nucleotides. RefSeq names its product delta-like protein 1. Bases 95 to 811 code for a protein of 238 amino acids. The transcript has 7 exons. Gene Ontology annotation, cellular component: plasma membrane; protein-containing complex. Gene Ontology annotation, biological process: establishment or maintenance of epithelial cell apical/basal polarity; heterophilic cell-cell adhesion. Lineage: Eukaryota; Metazoa; Mollusca; Gastropoda; Lepetellida; Haliotidae. The record is from RefSeq and is a predicted model, not a curated record.
UCGCUAUGGCAUCGUCCCUAUAUAAAAGAUGAUCGUAAUAGGAUCUAUACCUGUCGGGGUCUGAGAGAGGACUGAACAGCUGCUGUUUUCAACCAUGAAAGGUUUUAAACAAACAGUGUUGUUCUUGGGCAUUGUCGCCACCAUGUACGGAAGACUCUGUAUGGCUGACUGCACUACAGAUCCUACAUGCAGCGGACAUGGAACCUGUGAAACAGAAAAGACGUGCACCUGUGACACUGGUUACAUUGGUGACUUGUGUGAACAUGAUGACCCUUGCCUCCCUGAUCCAUGUAAUGGCAAAGGAACAUGUGAACCUGAUACAUCGAACCCGCCCAAGGAUACCUGUAAUUGUGAAGCAGGCUAUGGAGGAGAUAAAUGUGACCUCGAUCCCCAAUGCGACGCUGCCACGGAUUGUCUUAAUGGUGGAACCUGCGACAAAAAUGGUGAUCAGUAUCUUUGCAACUGCGUCCCUGGUCAUGGAGGAGACACAUGCAAUCUAGCUCCCCAAUGCGACGCUGCCACGGAUUGUCUUAAUGGUGGAACCUGCGACAAAAGUAGUGAUCAGUAUCUUUGCAAAUGCGCCCCUGGUUAUGGAGGAGACACAUGCAAUCUAGCUCCAAAGUGCACAGUUUUGAUUCCCUGUGAAAACGGCGGCACCUGUAAGGCUGACACCACCGGACAGGAUAUCUGUUUCUGUGCUCCAGGCUUUGGAGGGGACCUGUGUGCUGAUGCUUCUGGUGCUGCUAAGGUAUCGGUGCACCUCCUGCUUCUCAUGGGUGUGGCUGCCCUUGCAACGUUGAACCUCAACUGAAUACACCCGGACCGGAAUACGACGUCUAGUAGAUACAUAUUGCGUUUGAUGUUGUGAUCAAUAACCACAUAUACACAUAUUUAAUAGGAGGGGCUGGGACAUAUUCGACAAAUAUUUUGCGUUUGUUUGCCCAAAAAUUGUCAAUAAUUGUUAAUUUGUUUGACAACAUACCAAUAUAUGGUUCAUGUUUUUUAACCUCAUAAUCUUUUGUAAACAUCCUUAUUCUGCAUGUCAAUGAUUCCUUACAAAUUGAAUAUUAUUACCUCACUGUAGCUAAGAAGAUAAAAUUCCUUGAUAGUUUUCGGCCACUGAUGAUAUGUUACUGAUGACGUGGAACUCUCCCCCAGUGACCACCGACACAGAGUAAAUGUUAUCUACUUCUUAUCUACAGUGACAGUGAACGAUUGUUACCUACCCACCCAAAGUGUUUUGUCCCAUUAUCGUGUAUAGUCUGAUGCAUCGUGUUUAAACCAUAUGAAUAAAACAGGAAGGCAAGAGA